Molecule: messenger RNA, 543 nt
Organism: Lactuca virosa
Lineage: Eukaryota; Viridiplantae; Streptophyta; Magnoliopsida; Asterales; Asteraceae
Source: the annotation of a GenBank genome assembly
AUGGCGACAAAGGGCGGCGGUAAUUUCGACGACCCUUCAAUCCCUUCCUUUUAUGUCUACAACCUUGUGGAUGAUACUAGUAGGAAGGAGCUUUGGGGGCCAUGCGCUAAAUUUGGUAGUCUGGUUGAUGAGUCGGAGUAUAUUGAGAAAGAGCUGAAAGGGAUCAUUCUUCGUGGCGGGAAGUUGGCUGCAAACUUUGCCAAGCAUCCCCGAAAACUCCUUGUUGCGGCUGCCGUUAGAAGGCCGAUGGCAUAUAAACAUCCAUCUGCUCCUCAUGGAGUGCGUAUGCAAGGAAAUGUUAGGGACUCUAGGUCCUUUGUCGACGUUGCCAGAGUAAUGAUGUCUCCCAGGGGAAAAUUUGUGUUCUUACUGCUUCAAAAAAAACUGAACGAAGAAGUCAUGGUUUCUUUGGAUGGAAUUCUUCAUAAAGUUGUUGUGUUCGAGGUUGAUGACGAAUGGUUCCCCUUCACGCAGAUCAAUUCAGGCUCUUCGAGUGAUUUAGGAGAAGAAUGUGGAGAGGAUGAAGGUGUCUUAGAUAUGUGA